CACACAUGUGACCUUGAUCUUUUAAUACUUCCUGAUUACAUUAUGGGAAAGGGUGAUGUCUUAUCUAUAAAGUGCAAUUUCUCCAAUAAGAAAUGACCAGAUCAUCUUGAACCACCAACCGACCAAAAUGACAGUCAUAAUUAUCCAGGUCUAACCUUAUGAGUAUGGCAUCUGUGAACCCUUCUUGUCAUCUUUGUGAAGAGGAAGAUGUGUCCAAUGUUGCAGUUGUUUGGUGUACGGAUUGUGAGACUUUUCUUUGCAAAGACUGCGAAAGACACCACAUCAAAAGUAAAGCUUCUAAAAGGCAUCAAACUUUAGCCCUGGAUAAUUACAAAAAACUGCCUUCGUUUAUUGUUGAAAUAAAAAGUCGUUGUGAAAAGCAUGAUGCAAAGUAUGACUUUUAUUGUAAAUUCCACGGCGACCCGUGCUGCGUUAAGUGCAUAAAGGACAAACAUAAAGAUUGCAGGGAUUUAGACCCAUUGGUUGAAGUUUUAAAGAAUAUCAAAACUUCCGCUAAAGUUUCAAAUUUGGACAAGGAGUUUAAUAAUUUACAUGAAAAUUUUGAAACAGUGGUAAAGUAUUUAAACUUUAGAACAGCCACCCUCGAGGAAAACAAAACAGAAUCCCUUCAAGAAAUACGAAAUCUGCGAGCUUCAAUAAAUAAGCAUUUAGAUGACAUAGAGAAGAAAUUAGUGGAUGAUUUAUCAGUGGAAUUUAAUAAGAUAAGAAUAAAAUAUGACAAUCUUACUAGUGAAAUGGAAGAUAAGAAGAAAUCUAUUCAACAUUUGCAAAAUGAUUUUUCAAAAAUGACCCUGUAUGCAGCAGACCUGCAGAUUUACUUAGGUUUGCAAUAUUUAGAGAAGUUGGCAUCAGAAGAAGUUGAAUUUCUUCUCAAUUUUCAGAGAAAAGGUCAAUUGGAAGAGAUUCGCUUGGGGACGAAAUUGUCAGCUGAUUUAAAAGAUUUUGCGAAUACCAUUAAGACAUUUGGCACUGCUAUAACACACUCAUCGCCAUCUACUUUCGAACUCAAAACUUCCGGCGAAUGUCAAGCGAAUAUAUCUUUUCCACAAACAUUAACAAUUGAUGAAAUUACACCAACACUGACAAAAAUACUGAUAAUACCGAAACAAAAUAACACUCCACGGAUUUUAGGUUGUCAAAUUUUACCUAAUGGUAAUAUUCUUGUUCUUGAUAAAGCCAAUAAACAAUUGCUGUUGUUUUCGAGAUAUGAAAUAUAUAGUGAAACAGUUCUCAUUUUCGAAGGCGAUCCAAAUGACAUUUGUUACAUUAAAGGCAAUUUGAUAGCUGUGACAUUUCACCGAUUAAAUCAAAUUUCCCUGCUUGACAUAUCAACGAAAAGGAUCACAAAGACCAUUUUAGUGGACGAUAACUGUUUUGGCAUUGACAGCAAUGGGGAAAUAUUAAUUGUGAAAUUACUAGGAAGAACAAAAUCAGUGUUUAUACUGGAUCUCGAAGGGAAUAUUUUAUCCAAGGUAAACGUACCAGCGGAUCGUACUAUUCGUAUUGCGCUAUGUAAAGAUAGUAUCGUCUGUACAGAUUGGAAAGAUAAUCUCGUCUCUUGUUACACCAAGGCCGGAGUCUUGUUAUGGAAACACAAACACGAAGACAUUUGCGAACCAUUUGGGAUAACAGUUGACAAAAAUGGAUUCAUAUAUGUUGCAUGCAAAAGAAAUGACAAGAUAGUAGUUUUAUCAGAAGACGGGAAAACGAGUAGAACAAUUCUGUCGAAAGAUAAUGGCAUUGUUGCUCCCCAUGCUAUAAAUAUAGACAAAACAUCAUCUACACUACUUGUUACAAAUUGUUCUAAUGAUGACGUCUUCGUUUUCGAAAUUUAAAAGUAAAACAAAACAGAAGAAAUGUUGUUAUAAUUAGAAUGAGUGAAUUCCGUGUGUCAUUUUGAUUUUGUUUUUGCGCGGCUAACUCUCGUUCUAAACGUCUGUUUUUCUUUCUAUCUAAAAAUGCAAAAUGUGCGGACGUGCAAAAUAAAAAAAUACAUUAUCAUUGCGAUUAAAAUAAAUUAUAAUUUUAUUCAA
Mytilus californianus (California mussel) is the source of this 2054-nucleotide messenger RNA. RefSeq lists its product as uncharacterized. Lineage: Eukaryota; Metazoa; Mollusca; Bivalvia; Mytilida; Mytilidae. The transcript has 3 exons. Gene Ontology annotation, molecular function: zinc ion binding. The record is from RefSeq and is a predicted model, not a curated record. The coding region runs from base 159 to 1856 and encodes 565 amino acids.